Molecule: messenger RNA, 2321 nt
Organism: Phalaenopsis equestris
Lineage: Eukaryota; Viridiplantae; Streptophyta; Magnoliopsida; Asparagales; Orchidaceae
Product: ETHYLENE INSENSITIVE 3-like 3 protein
Cellular component (GO): nucleus
Molecular function (GO): DNA-binding transcription factor activity; DNA binding
Source: RefSeq, a predicted model, not a curated record
AGUGAUAUUUUUUAAUUCAGCAAAUUCUAUCGACCGUCUGUUGAAUCCGUUCCCGACGUUUCCGUUCCUCCUAGGUUACAGAGAUUGAAGGCGAAGGGGUUUAAUGGAGGAGAGGAAUUUGCGGCGGUUCGAUUGCUGAUCUUCAUCAGGAUUUUGAACUCUAUUGGGUAAUGCUGAGUGGUGGCAUUUCAUCGUUGAGCAGAAGGUGGUUUUGAUAUUUGAUUCCAAUGAUGAACAAUUUUGUGGUGGUUGAUGGUUUAGAGUUUGAGGGGGAUGAUGUUCGUUGUGAAAAUCUAACGGAAAAUGAUGUUAGCGACGAAGAAAUUGAUGAGGAAGCCUUGUCGAGAAGAAUGUGGAAGGACAGAAUUAAGCUUAAAAGGAUCAGAGAGAACCUGAGGCUUGCUGAACUACAAGCUUCUCAGAAACCGAAAGCGAAGCAGCCGUCAGACCAGGCACUUAGAAAAAAGAUGUCGCGAGCCCAAGAUGGCAUUCUCAAGUACAUGCUGAAGUUAGUGGAAGUAUGCAAUGCUAGGGGCUUCGUUUAUGGGAUAGUUCCGGACAAGGGAAAGCCGGUAAGUGGCGCCUCGGAUAAUUUAAGAGCAUGGUGGAAGGAAAAGGUAAAGUUUGAUAAGAAUGGACCUUCAGCUAUAACAGUUUAUGAAGAGGAGAUUUCUGCUACUGGGAAUAAAGACAAUUCUAGCAAGAACUGUCAUAGCCUUAUGGAUCUUCAAGAUGCUACCUUGGGAUCUCUCUUAUCUUCAUUGAUGCAACACUGCGAUCCGCCACAACGGAAGUAUCCACUGGAAAAGGGUCAUCCACCCCCUUGGUGGCCUUCUGGGAAUGAAGAUUGGUGGAUGAAUUUGGGAUUACCAAAGGGCCAGGUCUCUCCUUAUAAGAAGCCUCAUGAUCUGAAAAAGAUUUGGAAAGUUGGAGUGCUCACUGGUGUCAUCAAGCACAUGUCUCCAAAUAUUGACAAGGUCAGAACCCAUAUCAGGAAAUCAAAGUGUUUGCAGGAUAAGAUGAGUGCCAAGGAGAGCGCGAUAUGGUUAGGGGUGUUGAGUAGGGAGGAAAUGAUCGCGCAGCAACUCAGCGGCGAUAACGUAACGUCUGAAGUAACGGAAAAUCAGCAGAGCCUUCAAGAAGAAAGGCAGGAUGAUACUAACAGUAGCAGUGAAUAUGACGUUAAUGAUUUUGCUGGUGCUCCUGGUUCUGCAUCUUCAAUGGGUGCUGGAAAAACUCAGCAUAUGGAGAAUCAACCUUCCCUGGAAAUCAUUGCUUCAACAGCAAAGGAGCAGGAAAAUUCGAGUCAUGUUGUUCGGAAGAAAGAUCAAGUUAAUGAACGACAGAGGCAUAAAAGGCCUCGCCUUGAUUCAAAUCCCUCGCAUCAGUCCACUGGUGAACACCAGAAUAGAGAUGUUGCUUUAAAACCAGAAAAUGGUUUUAGUUCAAUGAAUUUGAUGGACCUUCCAUUAGCAAAAGAUCAGGCUAAUGGUCUCAUGCAGGCUAAUGGUCUCAUGCAGGCUAAUGGUCUCAUCUCAUGGAAGUGUACAGUACAGAUGGAUUGUUUGCAACUCAAACAAAUCAUGUUGGAAAUCAACUCCUGUUCUCUCAACCCAUCGAACAGAAUGUUUCAUCCCUCUCCUAUAAAUGUUGGCGUGCAAAACAUGAUUGUUGCCGGACAGCCGCUACUUUAUACAGGAAGACAAUAUGAAGAAUUCACUGCGCCUUUAGUAGAUCAUCCUGUCAAUCCCAUGAAUGUUUCAUUUCCUGCCAUCAAUCCUGUUAACAGGGAUUCAUUGCCACUGAAUGGAGGUUCAAACUCAGCUCCCAGGGACAUGCAACCAUUCAUAGAGCAGACAUAUCCUAUUGAUUCAGAUAAAUUCAUUGGUCAAUUUGAUAGUUCCGUCGAAUUGGCCAUGGAUCCCUUUGCUCUCAGUAGUCCGCUUAUUGACAUCGAUAACUUCCAGAUAGAUGAUGAAGCCUUAAUGGAAUACUUGGGAGCAUAACAAAUGUAGUCAGCAACUUGUUUUAAUUAUUUCAAGGAGAUUUUCAGACUGACUGAGUGGUGCUUUCUGGUAAGAUAACCAAAUGGUUAUCUGCUGGACAUAUUUUCUUUCAUAAUCACACUGCUGCAACAGGAUGGAUUCUUAACCAUGAUGAGAGUCCCAUUUGUACAAAUUGUUCUCUGAUUUUGCUAUGAGGUAGCAUGGAAAGCUUCCUUUGUAAAACAUUUCUUUCUUAUCCUAUGUUUAGUAAUGACCAAAAACAAUGCUCGUGUGGACUGAUUUUGUUGCAUUCAUUGCUGUUUUUUUUAUCUGAUA